CUUGGUAUUUAAUCCUUCCAAAAACUAUCAAAAACUGUUUUUACCCUACUGGUUUAUUUGAACAUGAAAUAACUGCUGCUGCCCGUAAGGUUCAUCUGAAUGAUGAAGAUUUAUCUGUUCUUGCAGAGUUGGAAGAAUCACUUGAAAUAUUGUCCCCUCACCACCCUAUGAGCCUUGCUCAUUAUAUAAAUCUACCAGAAGAAAUAGAUUUACAUCAAUGA
Molecule: messenger RNA, 221 nt
Organism: Dentiscutata erythropus
Lineage: Eukaryota; Fungi; Glomeromycota; Glomeromycetes; Diversisporales; Gigasporaceae
Source: the annotation of a GenBank genome assembly